CUCCCAUGUUUACGGAUGUGAGGAGAAGCAAAGUAGUGAACAGUGAAUACAGAACAUUUCAUCAGAAAUGAUCAAACACGUUUUCCUAACCGGACCUCCGGGUGUGGGUAAGACCACCCUGGUCCAGAAGGCCUGUGACGUAAUAGUGUCUUCAGGUGUGUCUGUGGAGGGCUUCUACACCCAGGAGGUCAGGGAGGGGAGGCGCAGGGUCGGUUUCGACGUUGUUACUGUGACCGGACAGAGAGGAAACUUGUCCAGAGUCAGAGAGAAGUCUGUAGCUUCACAUGGAGGGAGGGAGUACACUGUAGGACAGUAUGUAGUGGAUGUACCUUCGUUUGAGAACCUGGCUCUACCUCUCUUCAGAAACCUUGACUCUUCAUGCAGUAGCAAUCAUCAGGUGUUUGUCAUUGAUGAGGUUGGUAAAAUGGAGCUGUUCAGCCAGGCGUUCAUCAGGUCAGUCAGACAGACCCUGGACUCUCCAGUCUUCUCUGUCCUGGGGACUAUACCCCUCCCUUCAGGAAAACCACUGGGUUUUGUGGAGGAGAUACGGACCAGGACGGACGUCACUGUCUUCACUGUCUCCAAGGAGAACAGAGAUGUUAUAUUACCAGAGGUUGUGUCAGCUCUAAAGGACUGCCUCAAACAGUAGGUGGAAGUUAUCCAAGGUCAGUGGAACAUCAUGGAGGGCAUUCAGAAACACAGCAGCACUCUGAACUAGACCAUGAUGAACAAGACCGACCCUGAUGAACGAGACCGACCCUGAUGAACUAGACCGACCCUGAAGAACUAGACCGACCCUGAAGAACUAGACCGACCCUGACGAACGAGACCGACCCUGACGAACGAGACCGACCCUGACGAACGAGACCGACCCUGACGAACGAGACCGAACCUGACGAACGAGACCGACCCUGAUUGGUGGAUGUUGGCCAGCACUCUGAACCAGACCGACCCUGAUUUGUGGAUGUUGGCCAGGACUCGGAACUAGACCGUCCCUGAUUGGUGGAUGUUGGCCUGUACUCUGAACCAGACCAACCCUGAUUUGUGGAUGUUGGCCAGGACUCGGAACUAGACCGUCCCUGAUUGGUGGAUGUUGGCCUGCACUCUGUACUAGACUGACCCUGAUGAACUAGACUGACCCUGAUGGAUGGAUGUUGGCCAGCAUUCUGUACUAGACUGACCCUGAUGAACUAGACUGACCCUGAUGAACUAGACUGACCCUGAUGGAUGGAUGUUGGCCAGCAUUCUGUACUAGACCGGCCCUGAUGGAUGGAUGUUGGCCAGAAUUCUGUACUAGACCGACCCUGAUGGGUGGAUUUUGGCCAAUACUCUGUAAUAGACCAUGGCCACCUAACCAUCCCCAGCUUACAAUUGGCUCAUUCAUCCCCCUCCUCUCCCCUGUAACUAUUCCCCAGGUCAUUGCUGGAAAUGAGAAUGUUUUCUCGGUCAACUUACCUGGUAAAAUAACAAAAAAAAUCAAUAAAAAUGUAAUAAAACAAUGAUUUAAUUAAUUCUGAAAACUGCCACAUUCAGUCCAUAGUCCAUAUUGUUAUCAGACCUAGUGAUGGUCCAUGUUGUUAUCAGACCUAGUGAUGGUCCAUGUUGUUAUCAGACCUAGUGAUGGUCCAUAUUGUUAUCAGACCUAGUGAUGGUCCAUGUUGUUAUCAGACCUAGUGAUGGUCCAUGUUGUUAUCAGACCUAGUGAUGGUCCAUAUUGUUAUCAGACCUAGUGAUGGUCCAUGUUGUUAUCAGACCUACUGAUGGUCCAUGUUGUUAUCAGAACUACUGAUGGUCCAUGUUGUUAUCAGACCUACUGAUGGUCCAUGUUGUUAUCAGAACUACUGAUGGUCCAUGUUGUUAUCAGACCUACUGAUGGUCCAUGUUGUUAUCAGAACUACUGAUGGUCCAUAUUGUUAUCAGACCUACUGAUGGUCCAUGUUGUUAUCAGACCUACUGAUGGUCCAUGUUGUUAUCAGACCUACUGAUGGUCCAUGUUGUUAUCAGAACUACUGAUGGUCCAUAUUGUUAUCAGACCUAGUGAUGGUCCAUGUUGUUAUCAGAACUACUGAUGGUCCAUAUUGUUAUCAGACCUACUGAUGGUCCAUGUUGUUAUCAGAACUACUGAUGGUCCAUAUUGUUAUCAGACCUACUGAUGGUCCAUGUUGUUAUCAGACCUAGUGAUGGUCCAUAUUGUUAUCAGACCUACUGAUGGUCCAUAUUGAUUGUUAUCAGACCUACUGAUGGUCCAUGUUGUUAUCAGACCUACUGAUGGUCCAUAUUGUUAUCAGACCUAGUGAUGGUCCAUGUUGUUAUCAGAACUACUGAUGGUCCAUAUUGUUAUCAGACCUAGUGAUGGUCCAUGUUGUUAUCAGACCUAGUGAUGGUCCAUAUUGAUUGUUAUCAGACCUAGUGAUGGUCCAUAUUGAUUGUUAUCAGACCUACUGAUGGUCCAUAUUGUUAUCAGACCUACUGAUUGUCCAUAUCUGUAGACACACCUCCUCCACACCUCCAUUAAUACAGUGUAUCUGUAGACACACCUCCUCCACACCUCCAUUAAUACAGUGUAUCUAUAGACACACCUCCUCCACACCUCCAUUAAUACAGUGUAUCUGUAGACACACCUCCUCCACACCUCCAUUAAUACAGUGUAUCUAUAGACACACCUCCUCCACACCUCCAUUAAUACAGUGUAUCUAUAGACACACCUCCUCCACACCUCCAUUAAUACAGUGUAUCUAUAGACACACCUCCUCCACACCUCCAUUAAUACAGUGUAUCAGUAGACACACCUCCAUUAAUACAGUGUAUCAGUAGACACGCCUCCAUUAAUACAGUGUAUCUGUAGACACACCUCCUCCACACCUCCAUUAAUACAGUGUAUCUGUAGACACACCUCCAUUAAUACAGUGUAUCUGUAGACACACCUCCUCCACACCUCCAUUAAUACAGUGUAUCAGUAGACACACCUCCAUUAAUACAGUGUAUCAGUAGACACGCCUCCAUUAAUAUAGUGUAUCUGUAGACACACCUCCAUUAAUAUAGUGUAUCUGUAGACACACCUCCAUUAAUAUAGUGUAUCUGUAGACACACCUCCAUUAAUACAGUGUAUCAGUAGACACACCUCCAUUAAUACAGUGUAUCUAUAGACACACCUCCAUUAAUACAGUGUAUCAGUAGACACACCUCCAUUAAUACAGUGUAUCUAUAGACACACCUCCAUUAAUACAGUGUAUCAGUAGACACACCUCCAUUAAUACAGUGUAUCUAUAGACACACCUCCUCCACACCUCCAUUAAUACAGUGUUUCCUUAUACACACCUCCAUUAAUACAGUGUUUCCUUAUACACACCUCCAUCUGUAGACACACCUCCACCACACAUCCAUUAAUACAGUGUAUCUGUAGACACACCUCCUCCACACCUCCAUUAAUACAGUGUAUCAGUAGACACACCUCCUCCACACCUCCAUUAAUACAGUGUAUCUGUAGACACACCUCCAUUAAUACAGUGUAUCUAUAGACACACCUCCUCCACACCUCCAUUAAUACAGUGUAUCAGUAGACACACCUCCAUUAAUACAGUGUAUCAGUACACACCUCCAUUAAUACAGUGUAUCUAUAGACACACCUCCUCCACACCUCCAUUAAUACAGUGUAUCUAUAGACACACCUCCUCCACACCUCCAUUAAUACAGUGUAUCUAUAGACACACCUCCUCCACACCUCCAUUAAUACAGUGUAUCUAUAGACACACCUCCUCCACACCUCCAUUAAUACAGUGUAUCUAUAGACACACCUCCUCCACACCUCCAUUAAUACAGUGUAUCUAUAGACACACCUCCUCCACACCUCCAUUAAUACAGUGUAUCUAUAGACACACCUCCUCCACACCUCCAUUAAUACAGUGUAUCUAUAGACACACCUCCUCCACACCUCCAUUAAUACAGUGUAUCAGUAGACACACCUCCAGCGACAGCCCGGAACCUGAAGGAUCUGGAGAAGGUCUACAAGGUCUAUAAAAUCAUACAAUGUGAUUUUCUGGAUUUUCUCUCACAGUUGAAGUGUACCUUUGAUAAAAAAUACAGACCUCUACAUGCUUUGUAAGUAGGAAAACCUGCAAAAUCGGCAGCGUAUCAAAUACUUGUUCUCCCCACUGUAUGUAUGUGUGUGUAUGUGUGUGUGUAUGUAUGUAUAUAUAUUAGUGGCUACUCUACUGGACCAGUCAACAGUUUGGACACACCUACUCAUUCCAGCGUUUUUCUUUAUUUUUACUAUUUUCUACAUUGUAGAAUAAUAGUGAAGACAUCAAAACUAUGAUAUAACACAUAUUGAAUCAUGUAGUAACCAAAAAAGUGUUUUGGCCAAAAUGUCCUGGUACUGGGUAAAUGUCGUUGACGUUACCAAGGGCCCCGGACCAGUGGAAGGUCAAUAGCCCCAUAACAUUACAGAUCCACCAGCAUGUUCUACAGUAGCUGUGGGCUCCUUUUGCUCCACUGGUCCGGGGCUCUUGGUCAACGGCAUCAUGAACUUCUAUCCAGUACCAGGACAUUUUAGCCAAAAAAAUGGUUGCCUCUGCACACAUCAAAAUCCACAAAUGAAUGGUUAUUUGGCCACAAAAUCAACAUUUUGCAAUGACCAUCUCAGUCUCCGGACUGAAAACCCAUUGGAAACUGGUGGUUUGAAUAGAAGAGGGCAAUGGUCUACGAUCCCUCCUAAUGUGUUCUCCAACUAAUAAAGCAUUUUAGAAAAAGGCUCAUUGCCGUUAUCCUCACAAGGUGUGGUAUUGAAAGGCAAUAUGUACAUUGUUAAGUCAUGCCAAUAAAAUAAUUUGAAUUUAA
Molecule: messenger RNA, 4836 nt
Organism: Oncorhynchus masou masou (cherry salmon)
Lineage: Eukaryota; Metazoa; Chordata; Actinopteri; Salmoniformes; Salmonidae
Gene: ntpcr
Product: nucleoside-triphosphatase, cancer-related
Exons: 5
Coding region: 68-649 (193 amino acids)
Molecular function (GO): ribonucleoside triphosphate phosphatase activity
Source: RefSeq, a predicted model, not a curated record